Hydractinia symbiolongicarpus is the source of this 2339-nucleotide messenger RNA. Its product is annotated as peroxisomal acyl-coenzyme A oxidase 3-like. Bases 64 to 2106 code for a protein of 680 amino acids. Gene Ontology annotation, biological process: lipid homeostasis; fatty acid beta-oxidation using acyl-CoA oxidase. Gene Ontology annotation, molecular function: fatty acid binding; pristanoyl-CoA oxidase activity; FAD binding. Gene Ontology annotation, cellular component: peroxisome. The transcript is spliced from 16 exons. The record is from RefSeq and is a predicted model, not a curated record. Lineage: Eukaryota; Metazoa; Cnidaria; Hydrozoa; Anthoathecata; Hydractiniidae.
ACCAGUUUCAACUAUUUUAUUCUUAGAUACAAAUAAAAGUAGAAAUAUAAAGGUAAACACAAAAUGGAUGCUGCAACAAAAUUGAAAGUCUUUUUAUCAGGAAAGAAUUAUGCAUUAUCACAAGAUAAAGUGUUUACAACUUUAGAAAAGGAUACACGUUUUAAUACCGGGUUAAAUUACAAUGACUAUGCCAACAUGAGCUUGGAAGAGUUUCGUCUUCUUGAACAUAAACGUGCAGCAGCACUAGCUGAAUAUCAGUUUAUUGAGAAUGAUGAUAUAAUCUCAAAUCCAAGUUGUGCUGGUGCGUGCAGCGAUGCUAUGGUGUUUAUAGAAUGGAGUGGCGGAAUGAAGUAUUUCUUGAAUAGAUCACUUUUUUCAUUAACUAUAUAUGGAUCUACCACUCAUCCAGAAGCUUUGGACAUUGCAGCAAAAGCAGAUAGAUUAGAGAUUUUUGGUUGCUUUGCUCUCACAGAGUUAUCACAUGGAAGCAACACAAAAGGGAUGCGCACAACUGCAACUUAUGAUCCCAAAACGCAGGAGUUUGUGUUGAACACACCAGAUUACGAAGCCAUGAAAUGCUGGUCAGGCAAUCUUGGACAAGUAGCAACUCAUGCUAUCACAUAUGCACAACUAUAUACUCCAGAUGGUGUUUGCCAUGGUUUGCAUGGCUUCAUUGUAGAAGUUCGAAACAUUGAUAGACUUCCUAUGCCUGGUGUUACUGUAGGGGAUAUGGGACACAAGUUGGGACUUAACGGUGUAGACAAUGGGUAUAUGUUGUUGAAGAAUGUUCGCAUUCCUCGGUCACACUUACUUAACAAGCAAGGCGAUGUUACUCCUGAUGGGAAGUAUGUCUCACCCUACAAGAAUAAAGCGACACGUUUUAGUGCUGUUCUUGGUACACUAUCUGGUGGUCGUGUUGGUAUAACUGGUCUCACUACAUGCAACUUGAUCAUGGCUAUCACCAUAUCAGUAAGGUAUUCCUUCCAACGAAAGCAAUUUGGACCAAUUGAAGGAGGACCAGAACUUCCUGUGAUUGAUUAUCAAAUGCAGCAAUGGCGCCUUUUUCCAUAUCUUGCUGCAGCUUGUAUCUGGCAUCCAUUUGCAGUGUGGUUUGCAACAUUGUUUUAUCGAAUAUCUGUUAAUAAAUAUGUUGGAGUGGCAGUCAGUCCUGAAUUAGCGGCUGCGCAGGGUAAAGAGAUUCAUGCUUUAUCCUGUGCUAGCAAACCUGUUGCAUCAUGGGUAGCUAGAGAUGCAAUACAAGAGUCACGUGAGGCUUGUGGUGGUCAUGGUUACCUAAGUGUGAACAGAUUGGGUUGGUUGAGAGACACCAAUGAUCCAAACUGUACAUAUGAAGGUGAUAACAAUUGUAUUCUGAUGCAAACAAGUAAUUAUUUGCUUGGCGCUUACAAGGAGUUGCAGAAAGGAAUUUAUGUGGAGUCUCCAUAUGGCAGCAUCACUUUUUUAAAUCAAAUGGUUAAUAUACUGAAGAAGAAAUGCUCAAUUAAAACGCAAGCUGACAUAACGCCAAAAGUGAUAGAGGAUAUGCUUCAGUGGUUAGUGGCGUAUCUAUUAAAGAAAAGUAACGAAAAGGUGCAAAACCAACUAGCUAUGGAUAAGGAUGAAUUUAGUGCGAAGAAUGAUUCACAAGUCUACUUUUGCCGAUCACUUGCUAUUGCUUAUAUUGAGAAUUUUGUACUGCACAAAUUCGCAUCAGAAAAAGCCUUCUCACCGAACUGUCCACCGGAGUUUAGUGAGCCGUUGAAAUAUGUAUACAUGUUGUAUGGUUUGUGGGUAAUAGACAAGCAUAUCGGAACUUUUUUUCAAGGUGAAUAUUUUGCGGACCAGUCACAGGCCGAGUUAAUAAAAGAGUCAAUUUUAUCUUACUGUUCUAUGAUGAAGAAACACGCUUUGCUAUUGGUCGAUGGAAUUGCUCCUCCUGAUUGGGUGUUGAAUUCACCAAUAGGACACAGCAAUGGAAAGCCUUUAAAAAAUCUUUACGAUGCCAUGGUAACAGCGGAAUCGCAACAAAGACCAAAAUGGUGGAAGGAGCUGUUAAAACCAAUUGACGUUGGAACUAGAUCAAACCUGAUUUCCAGCAAAUUAUAACAUUAGUUUUUUUUAGCAAUGCAGUCAAUCAGGAUAUGUUUUAUUUUUAUUUUGGAUUAGUUAUAUCAAACGUUAAUCCAUAAUCAGUUAUUUGACAACAAAUUGUUUGGAAGUCUAUAACAUACAAAAUAAUAACACCUCAUUUUUUAGAGUGGCUAAUCUAAUUUUUAUGCACGCGUUGUAUUUUUUAAAAUUGUAAUUAAUUACGAAAUAAACAGUAAUUAUUUUAAUAA